Messenger RNA from Neopelma chrysocephalum (saffron-crested tyrant-manakin), 2453 nucleotides. RefSeq names its product IWS1, SUPT6H interacting protein (gene IWS1). The coding region runs from base 91 to 2175 and encodes 694 amino acids. The transcript is spliced from 14 exons. Gene Ontology annotation, biological process: poly(A)+ mRNA export from nucleus. Gene Ontology annotation, cellular component: nucleus. The record is from RefSeq and is a predicted model, not a curated record. Lineage: Eukaryota; Metazoa; Chordata; Aves; Passeriformes; Pipridae.
CUGAGCGGGGAGGCGCCAUCUUGUUCCUGUGUGAGGCGGCGGGGCCGGGGCAGCGCCGAGGGCAGCGCCCGCCGCCAGCCCGGGCCCGGCAUGGACACCGACUACUACGGCGGGGAGCAGUCAGACGAUGGAGGAGCUACUCCAGUGCAAGACGAGCGAGACUCGGGAUCUGAUGUGGAAGAUGAAGGAAAUGAGCAGCAUUCUGGAUCGGAGAAUGGAAGUGUAGGGCACCAUUCAGAGAAUGAACACAGCGAUGGAGAAGAUGAUGGGCAAGUGGGAGAGCCUCAUAUGACAGACUCUGAAAAUGAAGAUAUCCCAAGGCAAAAGGACAGUGAUUCAGAUAAUGAGGAGCCUCCAAAUCACAAUGUGAGUGAUUCAGACAAUGAAGCAGCUCAUGGAGGGAAAGACAGUGAUUCUGAUGCUGAGGAGCAUCCAAACCGGCCUUUAAGUGACUCUGAAAACGAGGAGGCCUUAAAUCAUCGAGCGAGUGACUCUGAUAAUGGAGAACCUCCCAGGGACCCCAGCAGUGAUUUUGAAAACGAGGAGUCCCACAAGCAGCCGGGCAGCGACUCGGAGAGCGAGGAGCUCCAGAAGCAGCCGGGCAGCGACUCGGAGAGCGAGGAGCUCCGCAAGCGGCCGGGCAGCGACUCGGAGAGCGAGGAUGUCACCAGGCACAAACAGAUUGAGUCUGAGGAGAGCGACGGGGAGGACAGGAAGGAGGAGGUGCAGAAUGACUCUCAUCAUUCAGAUAAUGAACACGUAAGGGAAGGAUUUCAGGGCUCUGACAGUGAAGAUGAAGCUCCUAAGAGACGUAAAAUAUCGGACAGUGAUGAAGAUGAGAAAGAGGAGGAGAAGACAGUGAAGAGGAAAACAGCCAUACUUUCUGACAGUGAGGAUGAGAGCGAGAAAACACCAGCUGCAAAAAAGGUACGAAUCCUUUCUGAUGUCGAAGAAUCAGACAGUGAUGCUGCUUCGGAGAAGUCUGACAAAAGGAAGAAAAACAUUGUAUCAGAUAGUGAGGAGGAAGAAGAAGAAGAAGAAGAAAGAAAAGAGAAUGCUGGGAAGAAGAAAGAAGAGAAAGAUCUGUUUGGCAGUGACAGCGAAUCUGGAAAUGAACAAGAGAACCUGAUUGCAGAUAUAUUUGGAGAAUCUGGUGAUGAGGAAGAGGAGGAAUUUACAGGUUUUAACCAGGAGGAUUUGGAGGAAGAGAAAGGUGAUGGAGACAUGAAGGAGACAGCAGAUGAAUCAGACUCUGAUGAUAACAUCAAAAGAGGGAAGCACAUGGACUUCAUGUCAGAUUUUGACAUGAUGCUCCAGCGGAAGAAAAGUAUGAGCGGCAAGCGCCGGCGGAACCGCGAUGGGGGAACGUUCAUCAGUGACGCGGAUGACGUGGUCAGUGCCAUGAUUGUCAAGAUGAAUGAAGCUGCUGAGGAGGAUCGACAGCUGAAUACACAAAAGAAACCAGCACUAAAGAAAUUAACUUUGCUACCAACUGUAGUUAUGCAUCUUAAAAAGCAGGACCUCAAAGAAACUUUCAUCGAUAGUGGUGUUAUGUCUGCCAUCAAAGAGUGGCUUUCUCCUCUUCCAGACCGAAGUCUGCCAGCACUAAAGAUACGGGAGGAGCUUCUGAAGAUCCUGCAGGAGCUGCCCAGUGUGAGCCAAGAGACCCUGAAGCACAGUGGGAUUGGACGGGCUGUGAUGUAUCUCUACAAACACCCCAAAGAGUCGAGGCCAAACAAGGACAUGGCAGGGAAGCUGAUCAAUGAAUGGUCUCGACCCAUCUUUGGCCUUACCUCAAACUACAAAGGCAUGACCAGAGAAGAGAGGGAACAGAGAGAUUUGGAACAGAUGCCUCAUCGAAGGAAAUUGAGCAGCUCUGGUGGGCAGACUCCCCGCAGAGACCUGGAGAAAGUGUUAACUGGAGAGGAAAAGGCUCUCAGGCCUGGGGAUCCCGGGUUCUGUGCCCGUGCGAGGGUGCCCAUGCCCUCCAACAAGGACUACGUGGUCAGGCCAAAGUGGAACGUGGAGAUGGAGUCCUCCAGGUUCCAGGGGACCUCUAAGAAAGGGGUGAGUCGACUGGACAAACAGAUGCGGAAAUUCACAGAUAUCAGGAAAAAAAGCAGAUCGGCCCAUGCAGUGAAAAUCAGCAUUGAGGGUAAUAAGAUGCCAUUGUGACCCUUCACAGAAUACCCCAUGAGCUCUGCUGUAAGACAGUGCACCCACAGACUCUUUGGAGACCUUUAAAUAUUUUUUACAACUUGUUUGGGGUUUUUUUAAGUGAAUCUUUGAAUUGUUGGUUCAGGUUCUGGUAGAAGAUGUUGUCUGAGGACUGUGAAUAUGAAGACUUCUUUCUCCUGAUUGUAUUUAAACUGGCCCUAUCAUGUCCUUUGUACAGAUCAUGUAUUUGUUGUAUUGCAACACUUCAGACAAUAAAACAUCUUCUGUUUUUUUGG